Hibiscus syriacus is the source of this 525-nucleotide messenger RNA. Its product is annotated as MYB-like transcription factor 4. The record is from RefSeq and is a predicted model, not a curated record. The transcript is spliced from 4 exons. The coding region runs from base 1 to 525 and encodes 174 amino acids. Lineage: Eukaryota; Viridiplantae; Streptophyta; Magnoliopsida; Malvales; Malvaceae.
AUGAGGAAGCCAUGCUGUGAUAAGCAAGACACAAAUAAAGAGGAAUGGUCUAAGCAAGAAGACGAGAAGCUCAUAAAUCACAUUCGUAUUCAUGGUGAAGGUUGCUGGCGUACUCUUCCUCAAGCUGCAGGGCUCCUUCGGUGUGGGAAAAGCUUCAGGCUGAGAUGGAGAAAUUAUGUGAGGCCUGACCUUAAAACAGGAAACUUUACUGAGGAUGAAGAGGAUCUCAUUAACAAGCUUCAUGCACUCUUAGGCAAUCCGUGGUCGUUGAUAGCCGGAAGAUUGCCCGGAAUAGCCGAUGAUGAGGUGAAGAACUAUUGGAACUCUCAUUUAAGAAGGAAGCUUAUAAAUAUGGUUCCGGUUACCGGUGAUACCAAUAUUCGUCCGCCAUCGAAAUCGCAACGUGACAACGAUCAAGUUUCCGAAGCCACGAGUUGCUUGGACGAUGAGCCAUGCCGUAACCGGCCCCCUGAUUUGAACCUGGAGGCUGGAUCUCACCAUCAGUGUUUAAGCUGCAACCGCUGA